Molecule: messenger RNA, 6981 nt
Organism: Sphaerodactylus townsendi
Lineage: Eukaryota; Metazoa; Chordata; Lepidosauria; Squamata; Sphaerodactylidae
Gene: PPL
Product: periplakin
Exons: 22
Coding region: 215-5485 (1756 amino acids)
Biological process (GO): wound healing; intermediate filament cytoskeleton organization
Cellular component (GO): cytoskeleton; intermediate filament; membrane
Molecular function (GO): cadherin binding; structural molecule activity
Source: RefSeq, a predicted model, not a curated record
GUGACCGAGACGCAGGAGCCCAGGUAGCUGCAAAGCUCUGUCCUCUCCACCACGCUCUCCUUUCCCUGCAGGAUCUAGCAGCGAAGACACCUGGCCUUCUGCCAAGCGGGAAGGAGAGCUGCCAGCAACCCUGUGACAAUUCCCCGAUUAUUAUUUCUGCAAUUUUUUUUGCCCGGAGACCAGAUUUCCACUGCUGGUUCCUGGAGUUGGCAGGAUGCAUUCGCUCUUCAAGAAACGAAACAAGGGGAAAUACAGCCCUACAGUCCAGAAGAAGAGCAUCUCCAGCAAGGAAUUGUCAGAGCUGAUCGAGAAGUUGCAGAAAAAUGCCGACAAGGUGGAGAGGAACAUUGUGGAAGCAGACACCAAAAUGCAAAACGAUCUACACAAACUUAAAGCCGGUCAGCCCGCCAAGUUUCAGGACUACACGUCAGACAAGCUGACGGAAUCCGAUAAGCUCCUCUACGUCCUAGAUGGAGAUGCAGCUGUUGCGCGGCACAUGAAACACCCGCAGGGAGAAAUGAUCACAGAGGACAUCCGGCAGCUGAAGGAGAGAGUGGCCAACCUGCGCGUGAAACACGACCAGAUCUACAACUUCACCCCGCAGCAGAUAGAACCGCAAGUCGACUGGUCUGCGGUGAUCAAGGAGAAACAGGAGAAACUGCUCAGCCAGGGCUUUGGGACCGACUUGCCGUCUGUCAACAAUCAGGUGGAAGAGCACAACAUCUUCCACAACGAGGUGAUGGCGAUCGGCCCGCACAUCAGCAAGGAAGGAGACAAGGAAUACACAAGCGGACUACAGAUGAAAUAUCAGAAAUUAUUGUCAGCGUCUCAGCAAAGGCAGCAGGAUUUGAAUUCCCUGCAGGACUACAUGCAACGCUGCACCAACAAACUCUACUGGCUCGACCAGCAGGCCAAGGACCGAAUGCAGUACGACUGGAGCGAUCGCAACCUGGACUACCCCAGUCGGCGCCGUCAGUACGAGAACUUCAUCAAUCGAAAGUUAGAAGAGAAAGAAGACACCAUCAACAAACUUCACAAAGACGGCGACCAUCUGCUGGCUCAAGCUCACCCUGGGAAGAUCCCCAUUGAGGCUCACGUGGAGGCGGUUCAUGCUGACUGGAAGGAGUAUCUCAACCUGCUCAUCUGUGAAGAAAGCCACCUGAAGUUUAUGGAGGACUACCACCAGUUUCAGAAAGAUGCUAAAGACGCUCAGGAGCUUCUCAGGAAAGUGGACACAGACUUGGAUCAGAAGUACAGCCCGGAUUUCAAGGACAGAUUCCAGAUCGAAUCUUUGCUACGGGAACUGGAGGACCAAGAGAAAGCCCUGGAUAAGUACGAGGACGUGGUGAAGUCCCUGCAGAAACGCAGUCAGCAAGUGCUUCCGCUGAAGUAUCGCCGGGAGACCCCCCUCAAGCCCAUCCCAGUGGAAGCGCUCUGCGACUAUGAGAACGAGCAGUGUCAGAUCACGCGUGGAAGCACCUACAUGCUGCAGAAGAACAACGGUGACCUCUGGGAGGUAACGGACAGCGCGGCGAGUGCCAUCACUGCCCCCGGCGUCUGCUUCAUGAUCCCCCCGACAGAUCCGGAAUCGUUGACCGUUACCGACAACAUCUCUGGACAAUAUCAGAGCGUGAAGCAGAAGAUGGCUGGCACCAGGACCCUUCUGCAGCAGCGGCACGACAGCAUGAAGGUGGACAGUUUUGGAGAUGCAACGUCCAUACAGGGGCGGCAGCUGCUGGCAGGGCUGGAGAAAGUGAACAGUGAGUUAGAGAAACAAGAGAAAGCCAUCACAGCGCACCUGCGCCCUCCGUUGGAGCAGAGUCGGGCCGUGCAGGACAGUGCGGAGCGUUCCAAGGAGCUGAAGAAUAUAACCAACGAGCUCCGCCGCAUCGAGCCGGAGAAGGUCCGCAGGAUCAAAGACUGUGAGGCCUUCGCCAAGUCAGUCCCUGACACGGGCAGCACCACGUUGGUCAAGAACCGGGCGGAGGAGACCAGCAACAAGUACAACCACGUGGUCCAGCUGCUGAGUGCCGCUCAGGAAAAAGUCGACGUGGCCAAUCACCUUGAGAAGAGCCUGCAGCAGGUGAGAGACGUGCUCUCCGGUUACGAGAACAAGCUAGCCAUCGAGGACACCAUCCCAGAAGACGUCCGGGGCUUGGACCGCAAAGAAGAGGAGCUGCAGAUCCUGGGCUCUGAGGUGCAGGCCCAACAGCCCUUGCUGAACGAGGCAGAGCAAGACUUGCAGAGGGCCAAGAAGUGCUCCAGCUCCCUGGCCAGCCGGUUCCAGGAGCACUGCCCGGACAUCGAGCGCCAGGAGGCCGAGCUCCACAAACUCAACCAGAGGUUCAACAACCUCGGCAAGCAGAUCGACCACAGGUCUCAGACCCUCCAGAAAGCCAAAUCAGCCUAUUCCGACUAUCGUGCUGGCUACCAUAACCUGACCCGUUUCCUAUGCAAUGUGCCAAAUUACGAGCCACAAGAAACGGACAGCGUCGCCAACGUGGAGAAGAAGCUGAAGAACCAAAGGGCCCUGCUGGGAGACAUCGCCAGCAAAGAGCAAGAGGUCAACCGGGUCUCGGCUGAUGCUCAGCGCUACCAGCAGGCAGUGAAGGACUAUGAGCUGGAAGCGGAGAAGCUGAGAUCUAUCCUCGACUUGGAGAACGGGCGCAAUGGGUUCAUGAACAAGAGACCCAGACUUCAGUCUCCUGCUGCAAAAGUGAAAGAGGAGGAAGCUCACCUGUCUGCCAAGUACACAGAAGUGAAUGCUGUCAACAGGCAACGGCUACAGAACUUGGAGUUUGCCCAGAACCUCCUGAGACAGCAGCCCGACACCCACGUGACGCGUGAGUCGGUCCAGACCCACCGCUCCGAGAGGCCACUGGAGGAAAUCUGGAAGCUCAAGAAGGAGCUGGACGACGAGAGCCAGCGGCGGCAACAGCUGGAGGCGGAGAUCAAGGCGAUCCAGGAGAACAUCCUCCUGCUGCAGAACCAGAAGCCGCAGGAGUCCGUGCUCAGGAAGGAGGUGGUGAAGAAGGUGCCCGACCCGCAGCUGGACGGGAGCUUCCACAAGAUGCAACAGAACCUGUCGGAGGAGCAGCGCAGGAACCAGGCACUGCAGGAUGAAGUGGAGGGCCUAAAGCUCAAGCUGCGUGUGCUGGAGCGCGAGAAGAAAGAAGGCGGGCAAGAGUAUGUGGUCAAGGAGGUCCUGAGGAUUGAGCCAGACAAGGCGCAGGCGGAAGAGAUCCUGAAGCUGAAGGAGGAGCUGGAAGAGCUGAAGAGGCAGGAAGGGUCCCGGGAGAGCGAGAUGGCCGUCCUGCGCAGACAGGUGGCCACUUUGUCUGAGGAGAAGAACACGGCACAGGAGAAGGUGACCGAGAAGGAAGUGGUGAAGCUGCAGAAUGACCCCCAGCUGGAGGCGGAAUACCAGUCGCUGCAGGAGAGCAAGCAGAGGGAAAGCGCACUCAGGCAGCGCCAGGAGGAGGAGCUGCGCUUCUUGCAGGACAAGCUGAAGCGGCUGGAAAAGGAGCGGGCCAUGGCCGAGGGGAAGAUCACUGUCAAGGAGGUGCUAACGGUGGAGAAGGACCUGGCGACCGAGAGAGAGGUGAAUGAGCUGCGGCGCCAGUACGAGGAAGAGAAGGCCAAAGGGCGCUCCAACGAGCGGGAGAAGGCUGAGCUGCUCCGCAAGAUCCACGCCUUGGAAGAGGAGAACGCCAAGGUGAUCGUCCAGGAGAAAGUCCGGGAGAUUGUGCGGCCGGACCCCCAGGCGGAAAAUGAGGUGGCCGACCUCCGCCUGCAGCUGGUGGAGCAGGAGGGGAAACUCCGAGGCGGGGAGGAACAGCUGAAGGACUGCCAGGGCGAGUUGGGCAUUCUACGGAACCGGGGGCCCCAGGUGGAAGUGCAAGAGGUCAUCAAGGAAGUAAUCAAGUACAAGAACGACCCGGAGACCGAGAUGGAGCUGCAGCAGCUCCGGGAUGAGAUCUUGGACCGGACCAGAGCCAUUGAGCGGGCAGACUUGGAGAUCUACCAGCUGAAGCAGGAGAUCGACAUCCUGAAGAACACUCAGCCUCAGGUCCAGGUGAAGGAAGUGGUCCAGGAGGUGCUGCAGUACCGGGAAGACCCACAGACCAGAGAAGAGGUCGAGUCGUUGAGGGCUCAGCUGGCCGAAGAGCAGCGGAAGCACAUGGACCUGGAGCGGGACCGGAAGCGCCAGGAAGAGAUCAUCCGGCAGAAGGAAGAAGAGCUCUCCCAGGUCAAGGAGAAGGUGGUGCAGCAGGAGGUGGUGAAGCUGGAACAGGACCCUGCCCUGAAGGCCGAGGUCACCUCCUUCUCCCAGAGCAUUGAGAAGGAGCUGAACCAGAUCGACACGCUCCGCAGCGAAAUGCGCAAGCUGCAGCGGAGGAGGUCGGAGCUGGAGCGGCAGCUGGAGGAGCUGGAGAAGGAACGGGUGGCCCGCAGAGAGGCGGAGCUGGAGGUGCAGAGGCUGAGGAUCCGGCUGAACGAGCUGGAGGAGCAGGAGCGGGAGACAACGGAGCGGGUCACCGUGAAGCAGAAGGUGAUCCUCCAGCAAGACCCGCAGCAGGAAAAGGAGCACGCCCUGCUCAAGCUGGAGCUGGAGGAGGAGAAGCACCGGAGGCAGGUCUUGCAAGCAGAGCUGGAGGCCCUGCGGAAGAAGCUGCAGGCCCUGGAGAAGAUGGAGGCCAAAGAGAAGGUUGUCAUCUCUGAGAGCGUCCAGGUGGACAAGGGAGACACGGAGUUUGAGAUCCAGAAGCUGAAGAGCAGCCUGGAGGAGGAGAACCGGCGGAAAAUGGAGCUCGAUGCAGACAUCAACAGGUUAGAGGCCAAGUUAUCCGAAGUGGAGUUCAACAAUUCCAAGUCUUCCAAAGAGCUGGACUUUUUGAGGGAAGAAAAUCACAAGCUGCACAUGGAGAAAAAGAACCUCUUGCUGGAGACCAGGAGGCUGCAGUCCGAGAUCGAGCUCACCGUGACAGAAGCCCGAGACUUGCGGAACAUGUCGCCGGCAGAGAGCAACCUGAACCUGGACUCCCGCUUCCAGUCUUUGGAGCGAGAGAUGGAAGAGCUGAAGAGGCUGUCGCGAGAGAAGGACGAGGAGAUUGAGCAGCUCCAAAACCGCCUCCAGACCGUGGCCAUCAAGAGGGAGCAGCGGGAGAACCACUUGAGGCGCUCCAUUGUGGUCAUCGACCCGGACACCGGCAAAGAGAUGUCCCCGGAGGAGGCCCACAAGUUCGGCCUGAUCGAGUGGAGCCUCUUCAUGAAGCUGAAGAACCAAGAGUGCGACUGGGAAGAGAUCGCCGUCAAAGGGCCCACCGGUGAGUCCUCCGUCAUCCUCGACCGGAAGUCGGGCAAAAAGUUCUCCAUCGAGGAUGCCUUGAAGAGCGGAAGGCUGACCCAGGCUCAGUACGACAGUUACCUGAACAAGGAGAUGUCUAUCCAGGAAUUGGCGGUUUUGGUGUCUGGACAGAAAUAGCUCCCUUUUCUUCUCCAAGAGAGAAGGCGGGGGGGAAAAGAACUAUUUUGAAGCAGUCAGCGGCUUGAAGCUGCACCCCUUGUUGCCAAUUCAGCCAUUUGCUGCCUAUUGCUUGCCUCCCAGGGGGCUCAUUGCCGAAAUCUAAGGUCUUAAUUCCCCCCCUCCCCUCAACCAAAUGCUGCAUUUUUCAAGGUCGCACGAUACCUGUGUCCAGGUAUGACACCUCUGCCCCUGCACUUAUUUAGCCCAGGAGACCACAAGCCACCAAAGGCUCAGUGUGCCAGCAAGGCCCACAGCUGGGGAAGAUGCCUCUCAGGUUGCAGCAGGGCCUGGCCGAGACAACUCGGGAGUUGGCCAGCUUGAAGGAGCCCAGCCAGCUUGAAGGAGCAGGCUCAGAAGCACUGAACUUCUCAGAGGAGGUCUGCUGGGGUAGCCAGCUACAUAAAGAAGUCCAGGGGGGAGGGCCAGUGACCUCACCACUCCCGGACAAGUAUCCACUGGCCCAGGGGCUUGUCACUCUUGGCAUGGGGAGGGAGGAUUGGCAGAGCCCAGGGUUGGCCCUCCCUUGGGAAAGCGUUUAAAGGGUUUUGCCCAAGAGCAGCCAGGAAGAACUAGACGCAUUCCAAAGCAGGUGGGAAUAGAUAGAGAGCAGAGCAGAGCGGGGAAAUUGGAUGAAGAGAAACCCCCUCCUCUGGUUCUAUUCUGAGUGUCUCUCCUGGGGCACUCACCUCACUAUGAAAGCAACCCUGAUGUUAGAGGGUGGGGCAGCCCUGGACUCAAAACGCGACAGCAGUGGAUAAGGACCAAGCAGUGAUAUCAAACUAUUUUUGUGUAGGCCGGUGUGUGAACUAGUAGAGAAUGUCCAUCCUCUGCGAGCCAUGCUUUUGUGAAUGCUCCUCUCCCCACUCCCUUUAUACCUCCCACCCAAACUCAAAAGCACUUCCUACCACACAUCCUUGGAACAGGUAUUAAGAUCUCUAGCCAUGGUACCACCUCCCAUCUCAUGUAGCUGUAACUGAGCUUUCUCAGCUGCCCCCUCAGCAGUUUGGGAAGAAUACUGGCCUGCCUUCUAGGCUAGUGGCGGCUGUGAAACUUUUUGGAAACUAAAUGUUAUUACUGCAUCAAGCCCUUCAUCUCUUCUGUCUCCGUCCCCAAGCCAUGGACUCCUAGAAUCAUAGAGUUGGAAGAGACCCCAAGGGCCAUCAAGUCCAACCCCCUGCCAUGCAGGAAUACACAAUCAAAGCACUCCUGACAGAUGGCCAUCCAGCCUCUCUUUACAAACCUCCAAAGAAGGAGACUAAGAAACAGCAUCACAAUAUUUAACCCCAAGAACUAUGUUCUUUCCCAUGUUGCAGUAGUACGAUACUUGUGCUGGUGGUUUUUGCUAACUUAGUUCUACUCAACUGUCGUGUAUUCUCAAGUAUUUGCUGUAGAAGGGAAUAGGAAGUUUUAUCUACAACACAAAACAGUAAUAAAAAAAGAUGCCGUGAACUAUC